Molecule: messenger RNA, 333 nt
Organism: Sugiyamaella lignohabitans
Lineage: Eukaryota; Fungi; Ascomycota; Dipodascomycetes; Dipodascales; Trichomonascaceae
Exons: 1
Coding region: 1-333 (110 amino acids)
Source: RefSeq, a predicted model, not a curated record
AUGCCAACACGAGAUUCUUCAUUGGGCAGUGGGAACUCGAUUUUCCUGUCGAGACGACCACUACGAAGAAGAGCCGGGUCAAGGACAUCGACUCGGUUGGUGGCAGCAAGCACCUUGACUCGGUCGUCACUGCCGAAACCGUCGAGCUGGUUAAGCAGUUCCAACAUGGUUCUUUGUACUUCACGAUCUCCAGAUUUGUCCGAGUCGAAUCUCUUGGUUCCAAUGGCAUCCAAUUCGUCGAUGAAAAUGAUGGUCGGUGCCUUUUCUUUGGCAAGUGCAAAUGCAUCUCUGACAAGCUUGGCUCCGUCUCCAAUGAACAUUUGCACCAGUUGA